GUUUGCGAAAAAGAAUUCACCGUGAGAUCCGAACAACACCGAGGACGGUUACAAAUCCAUAGGUUUUCUGAACACGCACCCUAAUAGAAUCGCUUUCACCCUUGUGUAACUAAGUAUUUGAUGAAAUUUCGGCGCAGAAAGUGCCCAGAAUUCAAAGUUGUGGAUUGCUAUAGAUAAGCAUAGUGAUUAAUGUCAGGCAUUGCGAUUGCUAGGCUCGCCGAAGAGCGAAAAGCAUGGAGGAAAGAUCAUCCUUUUGGAUUUGUAGCACGACCUGUUAAAAAUCAGGAUGGCACACUUAACUUGAUGAAUUGGGAAUGUGCAAUACCAGGGAAAAAGUCUACACCAUGGGAGGGAGGAUUGUACAAAUUACGCAUGAUCUUCAAGGAUGACUAUCCUUCUAGUCCACCAAAAUGUAAAUUUGAACCUCCUUUAUUUCACCCAAAUGUCUAUCCUUCAGGAACAGUAUGUUUGUCUCUCUUGGAUGAAGAAAAAGAUUGGAGGCCUGCUAUUACAAUUAAACAAAUUCUCCUUGGUAUACAAGAUUUAUUAAAUGAACCAAAUGUCAAAGAUCCAGCUCAAGCAGAAGCAUAUACAAUAUACUGUCAAAAUCGCUUGGAGUAUGAAAAACGUGUCAGAGCUCAAGCGAGAGCAAUGGCUCCACAGGAAUAAAACACUAUAUUAAGUCUUAUUAAAUUCAAAUAUUCCAACUACAUAAAGAGGUUAUCAUAUAUCUAUAACAUAUUCUAAUAAUCUACAUUUCUUAUCUUUUUUAUAAGUAACACUAGCGUAUGAUGUAGUUAAUUUACAAUUAUCUGCAUUUUUUCUUGUGACAAAAUUCUUAUAUGUUCUCAUGUACUCUAUAGACAGUACUGAUUAAGACAUAGAUAAAUAAGAUACUAUCCUAUACAGGAAGGAUUUUAAAUAUUGUCAUGCUAAAUUUUUUGUUACCACUUAUUUAUAAAAUCAAUGGAAGAAGCAUUUUUUUUAACUAAAAAAUUUAAUUCACAAGAAUUAAUGACUAUUAUAUUCAUAAGUCUAAAAACUUUGUAUGAGAUACAUCAUAUAAAGGAAUGAAACAAACGCGACAUAAAUCAGAAAUAUUCAUUCAUUCUACAGGUCAUAAGCUGUCAGUAUCUUAAAAAAAAAAAAAAAAAAAGAAAAGAAUUUAAACUCUUGUAAGGAUUGUACAAAUCUUAAGAAAUAAAGUAUUCCAAUUGAUUCGAA
Molecule: messenger RNA, 1224 nt
Organism: Bombus terrestris (buff-tailed bumblebee)
Lineage: Eukaryota; Metazoa; Arthropoda; Insecta; Hymenoptera; Apidae
Gene: lwr
Product: SUMO-conjugating enzyme UBC9-B
Exons: 5
Coding region: 190-669 (159 amino acids)
Biological process (GO): protein sumoylation
Cellular component (GO): nucleus
Molecular function (GO): SUMO conjugating enzyme activity
Source: RefSeq, a predicted model, not a curated record